AUGAGAGAGAACACACAGGGAAUUCAGAGGUUUAUCUUUUACGGAUCUGGGUUUUACAGGCAUUUUACAGACACGAUCUGGCUUCCUCUAAUAUCAUGGAAGCCUCCUUCAAGCACUUCACGAUUGAUCAUCUUCUUCGUCAUCAUCUUAUUCGGCGCGUUAAUUUCCACGCGCUUGCUCGACACCACUGUUACAUCCAUUGCUGGCAAUUCCCCAGAGAAAUCAAUACUAACCACGACAAAAACCCACAGCUACCCUCACAAAAUUGAUGAAAUCCCCAAAAAGCCCCGGAAGAAAAUUGAAAUUCCACUGAACUGCUCAUUGGGUAACCUCAGGCGGACCUGUCCAGCUGAUUAUUACCCAUCAAAGUUUCAUCCGGAAGAUCCUGACUCUUCUUCGACACCGUCCACUUGUCCCGAUUAUUUCCGUUGGAUCUACGAAGAUCUACGGCCAUGGAGGGACACGGGAAUCACGAGGGAAAUAGUGGAGAGUGCCAAUCGGACGGCCAAUUUUAGACUUGUGAUAGUGAAUGGGAGGGCUUACGUGGAGACAUUUCAGAAGUCGUUUCAGAGCAGAGAUGUUUUUACGCUGUGGGGGAUCCUACAGUUGUUACGGAGGUACCCCGGGAAAGUGCCUGAUCUUGAGCUUAUGUUUGAUUGCGUUGACUGGCCGGUAAUUAGGACAAAGUCCUAUCGUGGGCCCAAUGCGCCGGCCCCACCACCGUUGUUUCGUUAUUGCGGUGAUGAUGCCACUUUGGACAUUGUUUUCCCAGACUGGUCCUUUUGGGGAUGGCCUGAAAUUAAUAUAAAGCCAUGGGGGGCAUUAUUGGAGGAGCUAAAGGAAGGCAACAAGAGGACUAAAUGGAUGGAUAGGGAACCUUAUGCUUACUGGAAGGGCAAUCCGACAGUUGCUGAAACCAGGAUGGAUUUGCUCAAGUGUAAUGUCUCUGACAAAGAGGAUUGGGGUGCUCGUGUAUAUGCUCAGGACUGGAUUCGAGAAUCACAGCAAGGUUACAAGCAAUCAGACUUGGCAAGCCAAUGCAUUCACAGAUAUAAAAUUUAUAUCGAAGGAUCUGCGUGGUCAGUGAGUGAAAAGUACAUUCUUGCCUGUGAUUCUGUUUCCUUAAUAGUUAAACCCCGUUACUAUGAUUUCUUCACCAGAAGUUUGAUGCCAGUGCACCACUACUGGCCAAUAAGGGAUGACGACAAAUGCAGAUCCCUUAAGUUUGCUGUGAAGUGGGGCAAUAGCCACAAGCAAAAGUCCAUUGCUGGCAAUUCCCCAGAGAAAUCAAUACUAACCACGACAAAAACCCACAGCUACCCUCACAAAAUUGAUGAAAUCCCCAAAAAGCCCCGGAAGAAAAUUGAAAUUCCACUGAACUGCUCAUUGGGUAACCUCAGGCGGACCUGUCCAGCUGAUUAUUACCCAUCAAAGUUUCAUCCGGAAGAUCCUGACUCUUCUUCGACACCGUCCACUUGUCCCGAUUAUUUCCGUUGGAUCUACGAAGAUCUACGGCCAUGGAGGGACACGGGAAUCACGAGGGAAAUAGUGGAGAGUGCCAAUCGGACGGCCAAUUUUAGACUUGUGAUAGUGAAUGGGAGGGCUUACGUGGAGACAUUUCAGAAGUCGUUUCAGAGCAGAGAUGUUUUUACGCUGUGGGGGAUCCUACAGUUGUUACGGAGGUACCCCGGGAAAGUGCCUGAUCUUGAGCUUAUGUUUGAUUGCGUUGACUGGCCGGUAAUUAGGACAAAGUCCUAUCGUGGGCCCAAUGCGCCGGCCCCACCACCGUUGUUUCGUUAUUGCGGUGAUGAUGCCACUUUGGACAUUGUUUUCCCAGACUGGUCCUUUUGGGGAUGGCCUGAAAUUAAUAUAAAGCCAUGGGGGGCAUUAUUGGAGGAGCUAAAGGAAGGCAACAAGAGGACUAAAUGGAUGGAUAGGGAACCUUAUGCUUACUGGAAGGGCAAUCCGACAGUUGCUGAAACCAGGAUGGAUUUGCUCAAGUGUAAUGUCUCUGACAAAGAGGAUUGGGGUGCUCGUGUAUAUGCUCAGUUUUGGAAAGGAGGGUUCAUCAAUCUUGACCAGUUCAGGUCAUCGGUUGAUCUUGGGACCUCUCGUGUAGCGAAAAGCCCAUCACUAAUUGAUCCACACACCUCAGGAUUAAGAAAGUAA
Molecule: messenger RNA, 2169 nt
Organism: Ilex paraguariensis (yerba mate)
Lineage: Eukaryota; Viridiplantae; Streptophyta; Magnoliopsida; Aquifoliales; Aquifoliaceae
Source: the annotation of a GenBank genome assembly